AAUGUUGGCGAUCUAAGGGACACCAGAAAAGAAAGCACAGGACCCUUUAGGUAUCUCUUAGGACUGCUUUGGAUCCAGGAGCUACCCUGACUCGUCCCCUGAGGAAGACCAAAAGGACUACAAAGCCCUGAAAAUGUAGUUUUCAAGAACAAACUACAGUCUCUUUUAAACUGAGAGUCUUUACAAAUUAAUGGUGCAUCUUAAGGAGUGCAGAGAGAUCUUGAUCCGAAAUAAAACUGUUUGAAGUCAAGCAUCUGAGGAGUUGUUUACUCCGAGGAACCCUGUGAGGAUCCUGAACUCCUGAGAAGAUCAUAGAAGAACCUAUACAGGAACCCUGAGACCCUUUUGGGUUAGUGAUGGGCACCUUGCGGGACCUCCAGUACGCCCUGCAGGAGAAAAUCGAGGAGCUUCGGCAGCGGGACACACUGAUCGACGAACUGGAGCUAGAGCUGGAUCAAAAGGAUGAGCUGAUCCAGAGGUUACAGAACGAGCUCGAUAAGUACCGCUCUGUUCUCCGACCCGCAACCGCCCAGCAGGUCCAGGCCCAGCAGCAGAACCUGGUCCUGCAGCCGGACCAGCAUCGCAGCAAACGACAGGCCAUCUCUGCCGAGCCCACCGCCUGUGACAUCAGCGACUUGAGCCACGUGACCCUGCCCUUCUACCCCAAGAGUCCACAGUCGAAGGAGAUGAUAAAGGAGGCCAUCUUGGACAAUGACUUCAUGAAGAACCUGGAACUGUCUCAGAUCCAGGAGAUCGUGGACUGCAUGUACCCGGUGGAUUACGGGAAGGAUGCUUGCAUCAUCGAGGAGGGGGACGUGGGCUCUCUGGUCUACGUCAUGGAAGAGGGGAAGGUGGAAGUGACCAAAGAGGGGAUGAAGCUGUGCACGAUGGGACCGGGUAAAGUCUUUGGAGAGCUCGCCAUCCUCUACAACUGUACACGGACGGCCACUGUGAGGACUCUGGUUCACGUGAAGCUGUGGGCGAUCGACCGUCAGUGUUACCAGACCAUCAUGAUGAGAACCGGACUCAUCAAACACGCCGAAUACAUGGACUUCCUCAAAAGCGUUCCAACCUUCCAGGGUCUUCCAGAGGAAACUCUCAGUAAACUGGCCGAUGUCAUGGAGGAGACCCACUAUGGCGAUGGCGAGUACAUCAUCAGGCAGGGAGCUCGAGGAGACACCUUCUUCAUCAUCAGUAAGGGGAAGGUGAACGUGACACAAGAGGACUCAGCCAAUCAGGAGACAGUUCACCUCAGAGAGCUCUCCCGGGGCGACUGGUUUGGAGAGAGAGCGCUGCAGGGAGAGGACGUGAGAACUGCCAACGUCAUCGCUGCUGACUCUGUCACCUGCCUGGUCAUCGACAGAGACUCAUUCAAGCAUCUGAUUGGAGGCCUCGACGACGUUUCCAACAAAGGUUACGAGGACGCUGAACUGAAGGCCAAGUACGAGGCAGAGAACGCCUUCUUCUCCAGUCUGAAGCUGACCGACUUCAACAUCAUCGACACGCUGGGAGUAGGAGGGUUUGGACGCGUUGAGCUGGUUCAGCUGAAGAGCGACGAGGCGAAGACGUACGCCAUGAAGAUCCUGAAGAAGCGUCACAUCGUCGACACGAGACAGCAGGAACACAUCCGCUCUGAGAAACACAUCAUGACCGAGGCGCACUCCGACUUCAUCGUCAGGCUGUACCGGACGUUUAAAGACAGUAAAUAUCUCUACAUGUUGAUGGAGGCGUGUCUGGGAGGAGAGCUGUGGACUAUUCUGAGGGACAGGGGUUCGUUUGAAGAUUCAACCACCAGGUUUUAUACGGCCUGCGUGGUCGAGGCCUUCGCCUACCUGCACACCAAAGGCAUCAUUUACAGAGACCUGAAACCUGAAAACCUCAUCCUGGACAGCCGAGGAUACGCCAAACUGGUGGAUUUUGGUUUUGCCAAGAAGAUCGGUGUCUGUAAGAAGACGUGGACGUUCUGUGGCACGCCGGAGUACGUCGCUCCAGAGAUUAUUCUGAACAAGGGUCACGACGUCUCUGCAGAUUAUUGGUCCCUGGGUAUCCUCAUGUAUGAGCUGCUAACAGGAAGUCCUCCGUUUUCAGGUCCAGAUCCGAUGAAAACGUACAACAUCAUCCUGAGAGGCAUCGACAUGAUCGAGUUCCCCAAGAAGAUCACCAAGAACGCUGCUAACCUCAUCAAGAAGCUCUGCAGAGACAAUCCUUCAGAGAGACUGGGAAACCUGAAAAACGGAGUCAAAGACAUCCAGAAGCACAAGUGGUUCGAAGGUUUUAACUGGGAGGGUCUAAGGAAAGGAACUAUGACUCCGCCCAUCACACCUGAUGUUUCCUCACCCACGGACACGAGCAACUUUGACAAUUUCCCUGAAGACACAGACGAGCCGCCGCCAGAUGACAACUCUGGGUGGGAUUACGACUUCUAGUCCGGCUCACAGCUCCGUGGGGUUAAAGUGGAGAGCAACAAUGGCUCACCUGAUAAAACCAGGACGGACUUGAAGGGCCCGUGUUGUUUUUAAGCAUGCCAGACCUUGGACGAAUCAAACUCUGGACCCCGUUGUGUCCUAAAGAGUAAGGGAUGAACAGAAAAGGUCUAGUGGCCUGAUUAUCAAACUGGUCUCACCUUUGGCUGCCAGAUCAUCUGAGAACCUGGAGAAGACCUGUGUCCUAGACCGGGUCUGCUUGUCUACAAUUCUGUCUGAGCAGUAAAUGAGUCCUGGGGAGAAGCAUGCAGGGGUACAAGUAAGUGUUUGACUUCAGUGACCUGGGAAAGUCACUCUACCCACUCCAGGUUCCAGACUCCCACCAGAACUCAGUCCAAAGCUGCUGAUUGAGUCCUUUUACUCAGAAGAUCGUCAAUUCCCCGCUAGGCUGCAGCAGAAGCGCGGGUAUCCUCACCCGUCUGCAGUCGUUCAGGCACUACAGUCCUUGUUCUAGCUCCUGUACACUUCUGCUGGUGAUGACAUCUGAAGACAGGAUGCUUGGAUCCAUCAACAGGCAGGAGCUGCUGAGCCUCUCAGAAGCUGCACCUCCACCAAAAGUUUCCAAGAUUUGUUGUCCCAGGACGACUUUUCAAGAGACUACAGCACUAAAGUCUGUAUCCAAAAGGUCUAACAGCUAGUUUACCUUUACAUGUUCACAGAUAGCCAAUCAGAAGUCCAUCCACUCCUGUUCAUUAUUACUUCAGCCGUAUCCAACAGAGCUGCAGAACUCCUCAUCCAGAAUGUGCCUCGAGAAUUAAACUUCCACCAAUUUUAGCGAAACCAUACAGUGCACUAGCUUCAUCAGGAUGCUAACUAGCUAACAGGCUAACUUUUUCAGUUGCAGAUGUUGGUUGUCAAAUGAGCUUGUUUGAUAUUUAAGAAACCUGCUCCUUUGCUUUAUACACAGUCAGAUCAUCCUGACAGUUUGGCAUGUUUUUAUAAAUUUAAGUGAAAGGUAGGAGGCGUUGUAGUAAACCACAGAAGCGGCAGAUUUUAACGUAAUCAUCACCUUUGAAACUUGCCACUACGGUAAUUGCAGUUGCCUACUGCACACCUGAUAUCUACAAGAGUACCUUGAUGCAGACAAGAUGGCCGACAUACAUCCAAUCCAUACCGGAAGUCUCAACCGGAAGUCCGUAGGUCUAAGGUCAGGCUUAGGCAUUAAAACCCGCGUGGUUGGGUUCAGGGUAAGGCAGUGGGGAAGGGGAUAGAUUUGAGAUCCAGCACCAAGGGUUAGGCUUAGGCGCGAUAAAGACUGACAACAAUGGCUCUACCAGUGUUUAAGACUCUGAAAAACUACUUCCUGUUUCAUGGCAAACAAAAACUCCCCAUGACUAUGUUAUUUGAUGCGACUUGAACUUAAGAUGGCCAGAACCCAUUGGCAGGCAUCAACACCGACUACAACUGCCAUUUUUCAUCUUCAUAUUACAUUUCUGUUCACCAUGAAACAGGAAGUAGAAAAGGUGAAACUAACAAUAACCACAUGUAUUUUUUAUAUGACCACAUUAGUUCAGUUCUGACAGACCAGAAUUUCAUCUACUAGAUUAGGAAGCUGGGAUUAAGUUUGUGGGAUUAAUGCAUUGAAGGCUGCAGAUUUAUGACAUUUGUGUUUUUUUCACGUUACUACGAUGGCAGGUGCUACACAUCUUAGCUUAACACAUGUUAGCUCACACUGGGUGCUGGAAUGCUGGCAUUAUUUGGCCGUUCAUUAAAUAGUUCACAAACAGGCAGGCCAACAUUUUCAUCCGUUUGUUACCAUGCAGUGUUUUUGUCCUGAUGAUUCUCUAAAUGCAAAUUCUAACCUGCUAGUUGGUCUAAAACAAACUCAGGUCAUUUCUAUUCAUCCAUAAAGACCUGUAGGAGACACUAGGAGGCAUCAGUCGCACAUCUGCAGAUCUACACUAUCCAGUCACACAGAGUGAAUCGAAACACUGAUAUGAGGGAAAGUCUUCUAAAUGCUGCAAGUACAGGACCCGUGUUUAGUCCUGCAAUCCAGCUCACAAAGUGGCAGUACUUCCUGAGUGUUCUUAGACUUGAGGGAUCUUCAGGGGGUCUUUGAGAACCCAACGUUAUUUAGACCCCACUGUGGACGCCUAAUGAGAGUUUCCCUUUAACCUGGGAGAGAGUUCUGGCAGUGGAAAGGCCAUGACAGGGCUUCCCUUCAAAGAGACGAGGCUGAUUUACAGGGCAAGAAGAGUCGAGUGAGACCCAGACCUUCAUUUUUCUCAUUGCUUCUCUGCUAGCUUGGUGCACACUCUUCAGCAAAAAGGUUUUGAUGGAGUGGACAAACAGCAACCGGGGCUGGGUGUUGGACACCCAGAGGGUCUAGAACGGAUCUGCCCCAUGUGGCCUACCAGAGACUUUGCAGCCACGUUGUUCUGCAGAUGAUGAUACCCUCUGUUCAAGUGUCCUUGAUCCCUGAUUCUUGAUGCUUGUGCCCUUAGAGGGACUUUUUCACAGCCACUGCCCGUCCUGUGAACCUGCUGUUUGUGGUGAACAGACUCCAGACGGUCUAGAAGGUCUUUGGAGCUGCGUCCACAUUUAAAACCUGCAUUCGGCUCUUCAACCGAGGGCUAAAGGAUGAAUCCUGGUCUAAGUAGCAAACUAUCUCCACCGACCUGGGAAGAAGAAGUCAACGUAUGGAUGGACAGAAAACCUGGAAGUCACCGUGAUGCCUUCGCCUCUCGACUCACUGGUUCCUAGGACUGAAGGACACAAAGGUUUGGUCUGUAGCAUCUGUAGUCCUCGUCCUGAACAACGAGCAGACUUUUAACUUUCUCACUUUCCUUUUGCUGGGACUCUUUGAUGGCAGCGUGACAGAAAUAUUUUGUACAUAUUUGCGAGCCUUCCUACAUGAACACACUCCACUUACACAGACACACGCGCAGCUUUGUCACAUUUAUUCAUGCUGGUGUUUUUUCCCUGAUCUGUCAACACUUAGAGUUAGUGGGGCUGUUUCUGUGUGGAUCUGAGGCUGAUAACAGGGUUAGCUGCUUUAAACCUGCUUCUCCUCUCUGCUGGAGCUCUCUGGAGACUUAGACCAACAUGGAGUAGCUGUGGGAGGGGCUUUUCUUUGAUUUUACCUUUUUUAAUUUUUUUAAAGAUUUGUUUUUUGCCUUUACUCGAUAGGACAGAGGAUAGAGUUGGAAACAGGGAAGAGAGCGGGGAGAGACAUGCAGGAAAUAACGCUCAAACCCGGGUCGCCUGCGUAUAUGGCACGCGCCUUAACCACUCGACCACCAGUGCGCCUCUUAUUUAACCUGGUAAAGAAACAUUGAGAUCUCAACCAGCUCUCCUAGGGCAGGGGUGUCAAACUCAAGGCCCAGGGGCCAAAUCCGGCCUGUUAUACCCGUAUCAGAUCAUACUUUUAUUCUAACUGGUCCACCAGUAUGAGGUCUGCAGAUCUCCUCCAGUAUAAAAAUGUAAAUUUGACCUCGUUGGUUUGAAAUAUUCUCGUUAAGUCAUCCAAAUUUGAAAAAGGAAAGAGAAAAAUGAGUUAAAAAGCCAAGAAAGGGGAAAAUAAAAUUAACUUUUGUUUUCAUGUCAAUCUUCAACUUUGCAUCUCAUGACUUUUAAAAUUUUAAGUGAC
Molecule: messenger RNA, 6072 nt
Organism: Cheilinus undulatus (humphead wrasse)
Lineage: Eukaryota; Metazoa; Chordata; Actinopteri; Labriformes; Labridae
Product: cGMP-dependent protein kinase 1-like
Exons: 18
Coding region: 357-2426 (689 amino acids)
Biological process (GO): protein phosphorylation
Molecular function (GO): ATP binding; cGMP-dependent protein kinase activity
Source: RefSeq, a predicted model, not a curated record